GCAGUUCAGGUUGUCAACAAAAUCCGGCGUAGUUCGCGUUUAAUGGCCAAUUUUUGUGAGACUUUGGGCAUCUGAGGCCUAAAUUACACACAACAACAACAACAACAACAUUGAACACGGAAAAAAAGGAGCUGAUCAAAGCAAUCUUUCGGAGACGACAGAAGAAACAAAACAAAAGAAAAGAAAAUCAUCAAAAGAACUUUUUUUUUUUCGGGAAAAGGCUUCGAAAGCUUCUUCUGCUGCUAACUGUGGGAUUAAUCUGAAUCCUCGACGGACUGUGCAAAGUGAAGUGUGUGUGUUAUGGCAUCGCUGCUGGACGCAUAUGACACCAUAAUAGCAGACAAUCCUCCUCCAGUUGCACCACCACCAGCCGUCGUCACUCAGCACUUCACGGACAAUAAUCGCGAUUCAGCCGCCGUUGCUGUGAAUCCUCCUCCUCCCGCUGCUGCUGCUGCUGCUUCUUCUCUUGCUUCAAACACCACCACCCCCUCUGGCGUCACGGGGACAAGCCCCCUGGACACUCCGGACGUCGAGGGUGACUUGCUGACCUUCCCGUCGCCCCCGUGUGACGACGACACCGAUGCCAAUAUGUUUGCUGACUCCUUCGGGAGUGACCUCCUCAACGAUCACGGUGGCUCUUUGGAGGAAAACAACUGUCUCUCUAAUGGUCACGAUCACGACUGCAAAAUUUGCCAAACUAAAUUAAAAUCACCUCGAGUAUUAUCUUGUCUUCAUGUCUUCUGUGAAAUAUGCAUUGCGAAACUCUGUGCGACCGACCCAGCUCUGGGGUACACUGUGGAAUGCCCCAUUUGCAAACAAAUUACCAAGAUUGGUGCCAAGGGAGUUGCUUCGUUGCACUGCGAUUAUGUUGCGACCAAUAUACUUGAUUUAUCCAGCACCGAAUUGCGCGUACUUGCGUGCACAUCGUGCAAGGGGAAGGAGAAUGCGAUAUCACGAUGCAACGAUUGCGCCAACAUUCUCUGCGCUAGCUGUGAUAAUGCCCAUCAGUCGAUGAGAUGCUUUGAGAAUCACAAAGUUGUCAAGUUGGAGGAUUUGGUGAAGGCGUCAUCGAGCGAGAAGAUGGCCAUACAUAAGCCAUUGUUCUGCACGACGCACGUCACGGAGAAUUUGAAGUAUUACUGCUUCAGCUGCGAGCUGCCCGUGUGCAAUGAAUGCCUCAUUGCGGAGCACAAGGGUGCCGAUCAUGUGUACGAGAUGCUGAGUGAUGCGGAGAAGUGUGUGCGUGUUGAGGUGGAGAACCUCAUGAAGGAGGCCCGUGGGAAGGUGGAGUACUGCGAUAAGGCAGCCUGCCACCUCGGGUCGGCCCUCACGGAACUCCAGACGCAACACGAUGUGGCGCGUGAUCUCAUUGAGGAAUCGUAUCAGAGCUUUAAAGCUGUCCUCGAGAAGUGUCGCGAUAAUGCGCUGAAAGAGCUGAAAUGCCUCCAUUCGGAGCGUGAGCUGAAGAUUAUGGAUGUGCUGCACAAUGUGGAGAAGUCCGUGGAGAAGAUUGAGAAUGCGUGCAAUUUCACGAAGCGCGUCCUUGAGCAGGCAAAUGCUCCGGAAUUGCUGAGCCUGAAGAAGUUGAUUGGAUGUCAAUUUCUCAAUCUUGUCAGUACAACACCAAAGGCCGAUAGCAAUUAUUCCGUGGAGUUUCAUUCGAAUUUUGACAAUUUCGAACGUCUAGCUCAGGAGGCAUUUGGGAAGUUUCAAACUGAAGCCUGUCCCGUGAGCCCAAAGGAGUGUACACCCCCACCAACAUUGCCGGGAAUGCCACCGAUCCUGAUUAGUGGGAAUCAGCACAAUGGCUCGCAGAAUAGUACGUGCAACAGCGUGAGUGCCCUCACGGGUUCCGUCAAUGGGAGUAGCCCCAUUUCGCUGCCAACAUCAAUGCAAUCAUCAUUCGAUGGAGACAUUUCAAGCCUCGGAAAUGGAAGUGGAAGCAGUGCUGGCGGAAGUAGUGGCUUUGGGGGUUUGCCGGCAAGUGUUCUCACACCGGAAUCAACAACAGUUCCUCUGGUUAAUGGCACAGGGGGUGGUGGUGCUGCCGCGUCUGUUGUGACAACUGUUGGGGCAACACCCGCCCUCCCGGGGCUCUCACGUAUUGCCGAAUACAACAUUCAUCAGUUGGCCAAUUUGGUGGAGCACGCCGAAUUGGCGGAUCCCAUCAUUCCAUCGACAAAUCCCAGCCCAUCCCCGCAGUUCACCCUCGCCGAUGUCCUCUCCGGGGAUCAGAAUGCUUUCAACAAUCUGCAGGCAUUGGCAAAAUUGGGGCUCAAUGCACCCCCUGCUAAUCUCCCCCCAACUGGUGGGCAUCGUGAUGCAAGUGGCGCCCCGGCGGUGGCACGAAUUGGCUCCAAUUGGAAUAUUUCAGCGGGGAAUUCAUUGAUAUCACGUGGACCAUCACCAGGCGUGGAUAAUAUUCUCAUUAAUGAAUUCACCGGGAAUUCCAUAAUGCCCAAUGGUGGCGGCACGUCAUUGUCAUCUCUCAAUGAUGAUCUCACCAUUUCGAAUUUUCAAUCAUCAAUCAGCGUCCCAGGGCGCUCAAAGGCAACCCCCAUGCAGAUUCGGUGCAAAUUUGGCUCAUUGGGUGCCUCAAAGGGGCAAUUCAAUUCACCCCAUGGCUUCUGCUUGGGUGUCGAUGAGGAGAUUAUUGUGGCAGAUACGAAUAAUCACAGAAUUGAGAUUUUCGAGAAGAAUGGAGCAUUCAAGUUCCAAUUUGGUGUACCUGGAAAGGAGGAGGGACAACUUUGGUAUCCACGAAAAGUUGCUGUAAUGCGUCCAACGUACAAGUUUGUUGUGUGCGAUCGUGGCAAUGAACGCUCGCGAAUGCAGAUUUUCAACAAGACUGGGCAUUUUAUGAAGAAAAUUGCCAUUCGCUACAUUGACAUCGUUGCGGGUCUCGCAGUCACAAAUCAGGGACAUAUUGUUGCAGUUGACAGCGUCUCCCCGACUGUCUUUAUCAUCACCGAAGAGGGAGAUCUUGUUCAUUGGUUCGAUUGUAGCAAUCACAUGCGCGAACCAUCUGAUAUUGCCAUAAGCGGAAAUGAUUUCUAUGUGUGCGACUUCAAGGGGCACUGUGUGGCCGUCUUCACGGAAGAUGGAACAUUCAAGUAUCGCAUUGGCAAUGAGAAAGUGACAUGCUUCCCAAAUGGAAUUGAUAUUUCCGAUGCUGGUGACAUUCUCAUUGGGGACUCACAUGGAAAUCGCUUCCAUGUUGCGUGCUUUUCUCGCGAGGGUGUCCUGCAGUCUGAAUAUGAGUGCCCCUAUGUCAAGGUGUCACGAUGUUGCGGACUAAAGAUCACAUCUGAGGGUUACGUGGUAACUUUGGCCAAAAAUAACCAUCACGUUCUUGUGUUAAACACACUCUAUAUCCAGUGAUUGUCGCGAAAGGAAGAAUUCUCAAACCAAAUCGUUAAAACAUUUUAUUGAUCUCUUCGUGUUUUAUAUUUUAAUUUUUACUUUUUUUUAUUAUUAUUAAUUAAUAUUAUUACUACCUUCACCUUCAAUGCAUUAUUUUAAAUUAUUAUAUAAAAAAAAGAGAAGAAAACAAAGAAGAUGAGAAAAAAAACAUAUUUUUCCCCUCCCCCUUUUAAAUCUUACAAACAAUUUUUAUUAAAUAUUAUAUAAUUAUUAGAGAAAAACGAAUGAAAAAAAAUGAAACAUAUUUUUCCUUAGAUUUUAAAGAAAAGCGCUUCUACAUGUUUUUUUUUUAUAUAAUGAACAGAUAAAAUAAAUUUUAGUGAUAGAUCAUCAAAAAAAUAAUAAUUUAGAAGAAACCUCAAUGAAAGAAGAUAGAUAUUUUAAUUUUUAAUUUUUAAGACUUUUUUUUCUAUACAAAAGAAAGAAAACAAAAAUGAGUCAAUUUUUAGGCAAACAAUUACAUUUUAAUGUACAUUCACAAGGUAUUUAUUAACAAGACGAUUGAAUCGCGUUUUCUUGUUGUAGUAGAGAGGGUGUUUUUUUAUUUUAAUUUUAAUUUUAACAAAAGGUUGAAAAUAAUACAAAAAAAAAUACAUUUGACUGGUUCCAAUAACAAAACAAUAAAAAAAAUUAAGAGAAAGAGCAAGAAAAAAAAAACGUUGAGAAUGAUAACGAAUGAUGCACUUUUAAGUGUUUUUUUAUUAGUUUAUUUUUUUAUUUUAAUGAACCUCCACUUUAUUUGUCAUCUAAUGCUACCUACCUACCUAUUUUUUUUAAUAGUAAUGAUUAAUUAAUUAAAUACCUACAAAAGAAAACAAAAGAAAACAUUCACAAUGAAAAAGAAGACAUUAAUGGAUGAAGAAGUAUGUUUUGAGAGAGAGAAAAAAUUGAAAUGUUUUUUUUUAUUUGUUGUUUUUUUGUCAUUGUAACUUUUAAAAAGAAAGAAAGAGAGAAUAUUAUACGAUUUUACUAUGUAACUAAAAAAAAGAAUGCGACUGAUUUAUGUUUCUAAAUAGUAUAAUAUUUAUGUAAGAAUUGUUGUUCAUUUUUUUUUAAACUCACGCGAUAGAUUAUACAAACGACAAGAUUUUUUUUUCCUUUAAUUAAUAAAUGUAAAAAAAAUAAACAUGAAUUUAUGCAAUCAAAGAUGCUACAUUGUGAACGGAACCGGUCUAAAUAGAUUUAGAAAAAACAAACAAACAAUUAUUAAUAUUUUUCUUGUAAAUGUUUUAGAUACUAUGUAGAAUUUUAUUUUGAGAUAUUUUUUAAAAACAUUUUCGUACUUCUUUUUUUUAAUCUUUUGUUUCUCUUUUGGUUAAUAUUUGUAAAGAAUAUUUUUUUUUUAUACAUGAGGUGUGAUGUUUUCUGUGUGAUGAAAAUUUGUUUAAAAGAAUUUUUUUGGAAGUCUUUUUUGGUAUUGAAAAGACCAUAAAAAAUUCAAAAAGAAACUAACGUACUCUCCUUCAAAUCACAAGUUAGUGGAAUGAAAGAAAAUUUAAGCAGAAAAACUAAAAGGAGGCUAUUCAGCUUUAUGUGUGAAUGCCCCAGGGCUGGGAAAUAAUUUUAACCCCCCUCAACAUCCAGGUGCAGAACCCAUCUCAGAGAGACAUCCAGCGUAAAUCAAAUCUUUUGAUCGGAAAAUUGUACUUUUGAUCAGAAGAAUAUUGCAUUGAUCAUAUUUUUGUACACUACCCGCGAAAAGUUUCCGGGAAAGGCUAAAAUGGGAUAUUUUUGUAAGCAAAAUUCAAAUGACUAUAGGGGAAACUGGGGUAAUUCGGUGAAUUUUUGAGAAAUAAUUUUUCCUGAGUUCCGUGGAAAUAUUUUAGAUUUCCCAUAACAACUAUCUUAUAGGAAAUUUUCCGGGCUACAACUUUGUCUCAGACGAUUUUUCUCUAUCUCAUUGGGAAAAUGCUUUUUCAGGCCAUUUUCCAAACCCUUCCAAAUUUAGCUGUUCCAAAUAUCCUGGGGUAAAACGGUUAAUUGCGUUUUUUGUUCGCUAAUCUUAAUUUAAUGAAAUUAUUUUAGCAAGGCACUAUAAUAUCUAUUGAGAAUGAGAGAUUUGUGUACUAAUUAAAACUUAUUUUUAAUAAAAAAAAUACAAAAAAUUAAAAACAAAAAACGUUGAAUUAAAGAAACUCUGAAUGAUCAAACAUCCUAAAUUUUAUAUAAUAGUUACAAUAAUUAUGGGAAUUUUUUUUUUUCAAAAAUUUAAAAAGUUAUUUUGAAAAAAACACCAAAUUCACCAUUUUGCCCCAAGGGGCACUUUUCACUAUUAGUGUUCUACGGGAAAACUCGGAAAUUUUUUUCGGAAAAUUCAGAUUAGAUUCGUGUUUAGCAAUAGUUACUCUGUCUAAAAAUGCAUAUGGAUUGGUUAAAUUUUUGGCUGUGGUCAACCGAUUUUCAAAAAUUUCCCAGUAUUGGAAAGGUACAUUUCUCACCUUUCCAAAACCGGUAAAUUUUUGGAAAUCGGUCAACCCGUUAUUUCUUGACAGCCAUUUUGGUAAACCAAGGCAAAAGUUUUUUUUUUCACAAUUUCACAAAUUUUCACAUUGACCUUUUGCAUCAGGUAAUUUAAUUCCCUUUCCAAAUCUGAUAAAUUUAUGAAAAUCGAAAAUAAUAUUAAUAUUUUGAAAUAUUAUCCUGAUCGAAUGUUAUAUUUUCCUGAUCAAAAUGGCAAAAAAUUUUCUAAAAAAAAAUGGAACAUUCCUUUUAGAAUUCGAACAUUUUUCUGGUCAAAACGGAAUAUUUCUCUGAUCAAAAGCAGAAUUUUCUGAUCAAAAGAUGGGACCCAUUCAGAGUGAGCCUGAGAUAUUUGAACACGCUGACCCCUGGAAUGCAACGCUCAGCCCUGCAGUCAGAAAGUCCGCGAGAGCAGUAGCUGAUGAAUAGCCUCCUUUCCUUUAGUCUUCAAAAUCCUUUUUCUUAAAUCUUAAUUAAAUGAUUUUUUUAAAAUAAAAACUAAUAUGAGAAACGCGUAUUCAAUUUUAUUUUUAAAUAACUUUUUUCCUCUUAUGAACUAAAAAAUCUUUUUAAAGAAAAAUAAAACAUGACACGCUGUACCGGAUUUUUUUACAAUGUGUUAAUUUUUUAUUUUGUUUUUUUUUUAUUUGUAUUAAUAAGUAUAUAGAGAGAUAUUUUUAAAAAAAAACCUGAAUAUGUUGUUAAUGUUACUCGUAAGGAUGCAUUUUUUUUAUUGAUUGUAAUAUUUUUUUUUCUUUUAUUUGAAAAUUGAACAAUUAAUUUAAAGAAAAAAGUAAAUCGCUGCUUGCAACAGCAAUUAACGUAUCAAGAUAGGGAUUUCUACAGCAGCUACGGCAAUUGCUGGUGCAAGGAGCGAAAUAAAAAAAAAUGAGAUGAAAAAAAAAGAUGAAGUAAUGUAUAGCUGAAAACAAUCCAAAGUAUAUAUUUGAUGAUAUUUUUUGCCUUAAAUUUUACAUAUUAUAACAUUAUGAUAAGGAGUAUUUUACUAUAUAUUUAUAUAUUAUACAUAUACAUUGAAGUACGAUACAUAACGCUUUUUCGGAGAAUUUUCAGUGAAUGUUUAAUUUGAAUGUAGAACGGUGAAGAAUUUAACAAAAAAAAAACAAACAUUUAAAAAAUGUAAUGAGAUUCAUCUUAAAUAGAAGUGAAAAAUUGACAUUUUGUAGGACAAAACCGUAACCACAAAAACAACUAAUAGUAGGUAAAAAAAAAGUUCUUCAAGUGAAUUUUUCUUUCGUUAAAUAUACAUAAACUAUUAUGCAAAAUAAAAAGAAAAA
This is a messenger RNA of Lutzomyia longipalpis, 7181 nucleotides long. It is a transcript of the gene mei-P26, whose product is annotated as brain tumor protein. The coding region runs from base 301 to 3381 and encodes 1026 amino acids. Gene Ontology annotation, biological process: positive regulation of DNA-templated transcription. The transcript is spliced from 9 exons. The record is from RefSeq and is a predicted model, not a curated record. NCBI's taxonomy places the organism in Eukaryota, Metazoa, Arthropoda, Insecta, Diptera, Psychodidae. Gene Ontology annotation, cellular component: nucleoplasm; chromatin. Gene Ontology annotation, molecular function: ubiquitin-protein transferase activity; zinc ion binding; protein binding.